Messenger RNA from Actinia tenebrosa (Australian red waratah sea anemone), 398 nucleotides. RefSeq names its product putative nuclease HARBI1. The record is from RefSeq and is a predicted model, not a curated record. NCBI's taxonomy places the organism in Eukaryota, Metazoa, Cnidaria, Anthozoa, Actiniaria, Actiniidae.
AUCGAUGAAUUUACUGAUAGAGAGCUCCGUAUGAGGUAUAGAUUUGGUCGACAGUCUAUUAUUUUCAUUACGAACCUCAUUUACGACGACCUGAAGCGAAAGACAAAGCGAAAUCAUGCUCUUUGCCCGAUCGACCAAGUGUUAAUAGCCUUGAGGUUUUAUGCCAGUGGCAGUUUUCUUCAAGUUAUUGGCGACACUGUUGGUGUAGACAAAGCAACCGUUUCUCGAGUGGUGUUUUCCGUAACACAAGCACUUAUUGCACGUCGAGACCAGUUUAUCAAGUGGCCAUCCAACCAAGAAAUUCAAGAAAUCAAAAAUGCCUUCUUUCAGCGAGGUGGAUUCCCAGGCGUGAUUGGUUGCGUUGACGGAACACACAUCAGGAUUCAGGCACCCCACGA